Ruditapes philippinarum (Manila clam) is the source of this 4725-nucleotide messenger RNA. RefSeq names its product integrin alpha-2-like. The coding region runs from base 1067 to 4357 and encodes 1096 amino acids. Lineage: Eukaryota; Metazoa; Mollusca; Bivalvia; Venerida; Veneridae. The transcript is spliced from 21 exons. Gene Ontology annotation, biological process: integrin-mediated signaling pathway; cell adhesion mediated by integrin; cell-matrix adhesion. The record is from RefSeq and is a predicted model, not a curated record. Gene Ontology annotation, molecular function: integrin binding. Gene Ontology annotation, cellular component: external side of plasma membrane; integrin complex.
UAUUUGAUGCUACAGUGGAAAGUGGAAAGAUUGUAAUAUUAUAACAUCUCGCAAAAUUUGAAGAGAAAAAAAUUUGACCGGAAGCAGACGACAAUUAUAGCAGACGACAGUUAUAGCAGACGACAAAGAAUUUUUCCCCUAACGCGCAUGAAAUGGUUAACUAAGACGGACAGAAUAUGUGAUUAUAGAAAAUUAAAGAAUAUUUCAUCAAGAAAUAAAAUAAAAAUUAGAAUUAAUUUACGCAAGAAAAAAUCAAGAUUUAUUGCGACCGGUCCUUCGUUUAUAGGAAAAAUAACAACAACAACAAAAACUGUUUGAUCUUUUACGGUGAUAUGCAUUUAGAGUAAUGAGUGGCCAUCUUUUAUUGGGGUCACAUAGUCAGUCUGUCAUAGUUUUAUACCGACUAAUUAUACAUGUGAACAUCAUACCAAAGGUAUGUUCACGGAAUACAUAAAUACACAUACAUCAAUCCUGUAUGAACAACAAUAAUAUAGUGUUUUGAUGUUAUAUUUGAGUUAUGACAAUUAUAUUUUAAAGUGUAUUUAUAGUUAUUCGUACAGCAUGGAAUAAUAAAAAGAUUGUGUCUCAAAGUAUAGUGCACGCGCUUUUUUUGUAUUUGAUUAAGAAUAUAUAUGUCAAAAGAAAUAAGGAGAAAAGAAGAACGCUGAAAUCGUUAAACAGAAAAAAGGAUAUAUUAAAAUCUAAAAUUUAAAAGUUCUGAAACAGAGAAGACGCUGAAAGAAAAUGUUCAGCCAUUUUUGUCAAUGAAUGAUCACUAGAAUUUGAAAAAAAAACUUUUGUUCUAUAAUAAUUAUAAACAGGAAAUGCCUAGAAUUAAUAACAUUGUACGCAUGUAUGUGUUAGAAAAUUGAAUAAACGCCAUAAUUAAAUACAUAAUUACUACACCGAGUAAAAGGCUUUCUAUGACAAACGCAUGACAUUUCUGUUAAUGUGCCAUGAAAUGGACUUCUAGUACAGCUGACAUUUUAAACAACUUUAAACACAGACAUUUCUACUAACAGAAAUAACAUAACAAAAAUAUACAAAUUUUCCUCAGAAAAUAGCCAUGAUGAAAUCGGAUUCUAUUCAAACACAUGUAUUGUGUACGCGUGUUAAAUAUAUAUGUGCUAGUGUUUUAUUCUUCCUGCUUUGUUUGGACGGGGUGUUGACGUUUAACGUGGAUACCAAAAAUGUUAAAGUUUUCCAAGGACCUGCUGGAAUAUAUUUUGGAUAUUCGUUAGCUAUGCUGCGUAAUGUACAGGGCAACUGGCUACUUGUUGGAGCACCAAGAGCAAAUGAUCCACUCCAGCCAGGAAUUACCAGUCCUGGUGUUCUCCUCAGAUGUCCGCUAGAUGGCGACAGUGUCAGAUGUGACGAAGUUGUUGUGGAUACUUCAGGAAAUGUAAGAGUAGCAGGGACAUUUUAUGGCGUAACCAAAGUGUUUGACCACGACAAAAAUAACCAGUGGCUGGGCGUGUCAGUAGAUGUAUCCCCAAAUAAUGACAGAGUUGCCGUAUGUGCGCAUAGAUGGAAAGAUUCAAAGUUUGUUCUGCCAAAUGACUUACUGUACAUGCAAGGAUUGUGUUACGAAUUAGACGCUGGAUUUCAACUUCCGGCAAGACUACUUCCGGUUUUAGUUGAUUACAACAGUCUCGUGCAUCGGCAGGAACGCUAUCCAAUCUGGGCUUACGGGGCACUUGGACAGUCUGUUGAAUAUACCAAGAAUGGCGAUGCUCUGCUGAUGGGAGCUCCAGGGUUAAAUGACUGGCAGGGAGGAUUUGUUAUAGAAGAUAAUAUGCGAAGGAAUUUUACAGUGCAACCUUUAUCUGAUGACCGUAGAAACUGGCUCAUAGGUUACACUGUGACGUCAGCCCGCUUGAUAAGAACAAAUGCCAAUUACAUCAUAGCUGGUGCGCCAAGAGCCAACCUCAACGGAUCUGUUUUUGUGUUUGAGUACAAGAGUGAUCAGAUCUUGAACGAACCACUGAUUGGCGAUCAGUUAGGGAGUUAUUUUGGAUCAGUAUUAUGUGCAGCUGACGUCAACAAUGACCAGUUAGAUGACGUCAUUGUCGGUGCGCCGUUCUACUCGACCAACAAUACAGAAGAAGGCAGAGUUUAUGUUUACAUAAAUCGGGGAAUGUUAAAACUAGAGUUACAAGAAGAUAGGAUAAAUGGAUCAACAUUGAACCAGGCCAGGUUUGGUAGUGCAAUAGCAAAUAUUGGUGAUAUUAAUAAAGACGGUUAUAAUGACAUAGCCAUUGGCGCCCCAUACGAGGCUGACGGCGUCGGUGCAGUGUAUAUAUAUAAUGGAUACAGCGGGGGUCUAUGGCCUAGAUAUACGCAAAGAAUUCUGGGUACAACUAUAUCGCCGGGAAUUAAGUCGUUUGGAGCGGCAUUGACCCCUAGAUCGGUCGACGAAGGUGAAGUCUUUGCUGUUGGCGCCUAUGAGACGGACAAUGUUGCCAUUUUGAGGGUUAAUCCAGUCGUAUCCAUGGAAACAAUAAUGUAUGUUAGACCAACAAUUAUAACAGCCUCUAUGCCAUAUUUGGAUUUGAGCACUUGCUUUAAAUAUACAGGCAAUGCAGCAAAUUUGCAAUCAACUUUAGAUAUUACAUACACAAUGUUAGCAGAUACGACAACUCCCGCAGGGUCUGUGAGGGCAAUAUUUGAGCCAAACAAAGUGCCAUACAUUACAAGAGAUCUACAGAUAACGAAAGAUGAAUUUGUUUGUGACAAUAAUGUUAGAAUCUAUGCUCCGUAUCAGGAUAUUUGGCGUGAUGUAGACGUUGAGGUCAGAUAUGGGCUUGACCCUGCCACAGCGAGGCAAUGUGUUCGCAACUGUCCAAUCUUGGAGAGGUUUAAUGGGAAAGACCCUGAAAGGAGUGCGCAGGAUGUGUUUAGAAAAGUGAUACAAUAUGACAAGCAAUGUGGCGAGGAUAACAAGUGUGACACUGGGCUACAGUUGAAAGUACUUCCACUCACGGAGAGUGGGUAUAUCGUCACUGGGCGUGACCAGAGCGUCGACGUAAAAGUUGGCCUCUUAAACAACGGGGAGAAUGCGUACAAUAUAAUAAUGGACGUGGUGAUGUUAGGCAACUUCUCCUCCACUAUCAGAACAAAAGACACAUUUGGGGAGACAAUUGUUGACUGCGCACUGCUACAGUACGACAACAGCGAUCCUGCAUUAGAAGUUGCCACGCAUCGUUGCCGUGUCCGUAAACCGUAUCCCCUAACAACCAUGGAGGAAGUGACCUUCACCUUGGAGAUUCCAUUAGACAGCAAGGCUAAAAUGGCCGAAUUUGAGGCCAAUUUCACUGUACGAACUGAAGAACAAGAUAAUCACCAGGCCUCCCAGGCUCUGAAACUACCUGUGAAAUCCGAAUAUGGUCUUCGGAUAGAGGGAAUUUCCGGACCGGAACAAGUCACACUGAGUGUACAGCAAACGUCUGAGGAAUUCACGCCAGUAGAACAUAGAUACUCCAUCAAGAACUUUGGACCGAGCCCGCUAGAAAAUGCCGAGAUCCAUGCCUUCGUUCCUGCUAUCAUACAUAGAAAAGAUCCACUAGUCACUAAUAUUUCCGUCUGGCUGACAACAUACGAGACAAAUCAACCAUCUAAACAGCGAUGCUACGAAGAUAACGGAGGUGGUAACAUUCCUAAUACAGAAUCAUCCGGGGGAUAUGCUAUCAGUGUGGACUGCUCAUCUUUUCCAUGCCGCCGAUUUUCUUGUAACCUGCUUUCAUUCAAAAAAGACGAAUCUAUCCUAGUUUCUGUUAAUGUUUCCGUCAGCCGACAAAUUCUUUCCCGGUUGCAGGCAAAAGAUACAGUGAGACUCGCAUCACGAAUUUCAAUACCGGAUGUUAAUUUUGGAAAGUCUCUCGACAAGGAGGUUGAGACAAUGUUUCACAAGACAACCAACGCAAUGGAGAGAAAGAGGGUCUCUAUCCCGAUAUGGUUGAUUAUAGUAUCCGUCGUGUCGGCAUUCCUGGUGCUGCUGGUAAUCGUGGCUAUUCUGAUAAAGGUCGGAUUUUUCAAACGAUCGAAGAAAGAAGAAAUGAAGCGGCUAAUGCGUCGAAAUUCUUCGCCGUUCUCGGAUACAAACACGUCAAAUGACACGUCAGCACGAGUUAACGGAACCUCCGACAGCUCGCGUAUCAUGAGCUCGAUAGAGGACAACGAUUUGUCCCGGGCAGACGAGGCACACAUUAAUCCGGCCACAGAUCCGGACAAUAUUGAUCAACUUGACGGCAUGCCUUCUAAGGAGAAGCACUCCAACUUUUUAAAUGAACUACAAAGUGCUUCAAAUCGGCCAUUCUAUAAAACAGACUCGAGUUUGGACUCUGGCUACAAAUCAUAAGACGAUUUGAAAUCAUUGAAAGAACUUACUGAAUAUUAUCCGUUAAGAAAUGCAUGCUUUAGUUUCAAGUAUUGUGUCGUGUGAACAGACUUUUUAAUGGCACAUGACUUAAUGUAAUUCAAACGUAUAACUUAUUUUUAAAACAAAAUUAAUCCUUAAAUGAAGCCUAUAUGAAAUAUAUACAUGCAAAUAAAGUUUUGAAUGCCUACUAAUCUAUUAUUAGUAAACAAUGAGCUAUAAUCAAAUAGUAACACUCUAUAUACAAAUACUCCUAUAUGUAACGGUGUCGUGGAGAGAGAAAUUUCCAAAGUAAUAUUCAAGUUACAAGAAGGGGUAAGUCACGUAGUGAUUGGACAAUACAAUAUUUU